AUGGUGAAUAGUUUGUCACUUAGAAGCAUACUUGAUGUAAACAAGUUGACAGACCCAAAUUUCACUGACUGGCUUUGCAAUAUUAAGAUUGUCUCGAAACAAGAGAAAAAUGCUUAUGUCUUAGAUGGUCCUGUUUUUAAGGAACAUAACGAUGAUGUUAUAAAUGAGGAAAAUGAGGCUUAUAGAGUUUAUAUGGAUGAUCUCGAUCAAGCCACAUGUGUGAUGUUGGCAAGUAUGACUCAAGAUCUUCAAAAGCAACAUGAAGCUAUGGAUGCCUUAAAUAUUAUCCUAAAGUUUAGAGAAAUGUCCGAUAAGGAAAAUCGCACAGAAAGAUUUGACAUUUCAAAGGAAUUGUUUCGAUGUAAAAUGUCUAAGGGAAGCCGAGUAAGGCCUCAUGUGCUUAAAAUGAUGGGAUAUAUCACUCGACUUGAGUAG
This is a messenger RNA of Theobroma cacao (cacao), 435 nucleotides long. RefSeq lists its product as uncharacterized. The record is from RefSeq and is a predicted model, not a curated record. NCBI's taxonomy places the organism in Eukaryota, Viridiplantae, Streptophyta, Magnoliopsida, Malvales, Malvaceae.